AUUCCGUGAGAUCAUUUGUCAACAAGACAUGGUUUUGUUAUCGUUGCGUAGUUCAUUAUUUUCGUUAAAACUGAGCCAUUGAGGCGAAUAGUUCGUCUUUGUUGCUUAUUGUCGAGUUUUGAGUCGCCUUCUGCACCAGUGUGUGUAAAGGCUUGACUUUAGCGUGUACUCUCACCUACAUCGAAUUUUUAUUAUUACACUUCGUCAAAGUAUCUGUGAUUUAAUUAUAGAUUGAAAAGAUGAAGGCUAUCCUGGUAGCAGUUCUUGGUCUCCUGGCUGUUUGCGCUCCAGCAUUCGCCACACAAUGCACCGUAAACCCGGUCAACAUUCCAAAAGAAUGGAUCACAAUGCAACGCCCGUGCCGCGACAGCAUGCGACGACAAAUACAAAUGGAAGUUGCCGCUUCGCUCCAAUAUUUGGCUAUGGGCGCGCACUUCUCUAAGGACACUAUCAACCGUCCCGGCUUUGCGAAACUGUUCUUCGACGCUGGAUCCGAGGAGCGCGGGCACGCGAUGAAGCUGAUCGAAUACCUGCUGAUGAGGGGAGAGCUCACCUCUGACGUCACCUCGCUCAUUCAAAUCAGGCCGCCAGAACGCAAAUCAUGGAGCAGCGGCGUGGAGGCGCUCGAGCACGCGGUGAAAAUGGAGAGUGACGUCACAAAGAGUAUCCGCACCGUCAUCUCGGAGUGCGAGAGCGACCCCAACUUCAACGAUUACCAUCUUGUCGACUACUUGACUGGUGAAUUCUUGGAAGAACAAUACAAGGGACAACGCGACCUUGCCGGCAAGGCUUCCACGCUCAAGAAGAUGAUGGACCGUCACGCUUCUCUCGGCGAAUUCAUCUUCGACAAGAAACUCCUUGGUAUCGACGUGUAAAUACUCAGCGCCGUGCCAUAUAGCCUUGCAAUAUAGUUAUAAACAUAUUAUAUUUUAAAACGGUACAAAUUAUCCCGCGCAUUUUGACUUUAGUUUGUUUCAUUUCGCGCGCCAAUUGGUAAAUGUAAAAAUUUGCUUCUCCUUGUAAACUCCUGUAAACAAAAUAAUUCCUUUGAAUGUCUAUGUAAAGUCACAUUUGUACAAAAUAUUGUACUAAACUGCUAUAAUCUUAUUUAAAUGUAAUAUCCAUUUAGAUUUUCAACUAGAAAUUGUACAAAAUGUAGUGUAAGAUUAAUUAUGUUAUAUAUUCUUUUAAAGCCUGUUUUAGCAGUCAAUUAAAGUAAUCUAGAACGCGUCGAAUUCUUAGGUUGGUACUAUUGGCUGUCAAAAUUGGCGCCAAAUAUCACAAUACUUCGUCUUAAAAUUACGUGAUUCAAAUAUUGUAGAAUUUGAAAACAACUUAGUUAUCAGCAGUCGAAUAAAUAUGUUUGUUAAUAUUCCUAUAAUAAAUAAAGUUUAGUCAUUCAUA
Messenger RNA from Galleria mellonella (greater wax moth), 1404 nucleotides. It is a transcript of the gene Fer1HCH, whose product is annotated as ferritin subunit. The record is from RefSeq and is a predicted model, not a curated record. Bases 240 to 875 code for a protein of 211 amino acids. The transcript is spliced from 5 exons. Gene Ontology annotation, molecular function: ferric iron binding; ferrous iron binding. Gene Ontology annotation, biological process: iron ion transport; intracellular iron ion homeostasis. Gene Ontology annotation, cellular component: cytoplasm. NCBI's taxonomy places the organism in Eukaryota, Metazoa, Arthropoda, Insecta, Lepidoptera, Pyralidae.